Molecule: messenger RNA, 429 nt
Organism: Lindgomyces ingoldianus
Lineage: Eukaryota; Fungi; Ascomycota; Dothideomycetes; Pleosporales; Lindgomycetaceae
Exons: 1
Coding region: 143-358 (71 amino acids)
Source: RefSeq, a predicted model, not a curated record
CAGCCCCGCCACCAAGGUAGCCAACAUAUAUAAGACUAGGCAGGGGCGCUUCGGAACUGAGAACACAACACAAGUUAAGCAAUUGUUUUCUAUUUGGACAAUUUGUACCUCUACGCACCACGCACUCCGAACACUCUCAAACAUGCCGGUCCCACUUCCAUCCGCGUCGACGGAAUCCUCGGCGACUCAAACCACAACUUCAGCAACCGCCCAGACGGCCCAUGAAGUAUCCAACCAAUCUACACAGGGUGUAGCGUCGACGAACCAUCAACAGAAGACUGACGCGGAACUUGAGGCAGAGAGGCUGUAUGAGGAGAGGAUCGAGGAGGAGUACGCGAAGAGGGAAGGCGGAGCGUAAUUCCGCGUUGACUGAGGCCAACACCACUUUCACUACCACAACAAAUCUAGAAGCCGGUUGAAUCAAUGAUA